Molecule: messenger RNA, 2974 nt
Organism: Drosophila rhopaloa
Lineage: Eukaryota; Metazoa; Arthropoda; Insecta; Diptera; Drosophilidae
Gene: Brd8
Product: bromodomain-containing protein 8
Cellular component (GO): NuA4 histone acetyltransferase complex
Molecular function (GO): protein binding
Source: RefSeq, a predicted model, not a curated record
GGCACUGCCAUCGCUAGUCACUUUAACAUUGAUCAAAUUGUUUGCAAUUUUAAUUGCAGUUUACUAUGUCUGCUGGAGUACAAGAGCGCCUGCAACUGAGUCGUGUUCCGCUGGACACCUGGUCGAAGCGCGAGCAGCUCAUCCUGGCGUCAGCUGUGUCCUGCAGCGGCGACCAAAACUGGAUUACGGUGAGUCGCACGCUAAAGGCGGUUUGCGGCAAUGGAAACGGUGGUGGUCACAACAGCAACAACAACAACCGACCGGCAGAUUGGUUCUCCCAGAAGAAUUGUGCCGUCCAGUAUGGCAAUCUUCUCGAGAGUGUGGAGGCCACCAAGCGCAAGAAACGCAGCAGUGAGAGCAGCGCCGGAGUCUCCUCGCCAGCCAUCGUAGAAACACCCACGGAAUUGCUGCUCCGCCGGCUGACAGAGGAACGCCAGGCUGAGAUUAAGGCGCAGAUGCGCCACGAUCAGGAGACCUACCGCCGCAUUCAGCACGAGAUCGAUUCCCUGCAAUCGGAUGCAGUCACAGAGCAGGAGCUGCAGGACAUGUGGCUGGAGAUCGAAAAGGAUCAGGAGACGCGGCGUAUCGAGGAGAUGAAGCUGGAGAACCGUAUGCGGGAGCGGGAGCAGCGCAAAAAGGACUUGGCGGGCAACUGGCGGAAUAGCAGCCCGGCCGCAAGGCGAUCUAACCAAGCCACGGACACCACCUCUGUGGACAUGGACGUGGAGGAUAUCAAUAGCAGUGGGAAUGGCACCAAGCAGCAGGCGGCACCUUCUCCUCUUCUCACAUCCCUGCUGAAAUCGCCUACAGGCAAUGCUCCUGCCACACCAACUACAGGAGCCGGAGUAACUGUAUCAGGAACUGGCAGCGUGGCCAGGGCCACGGCACCCACCAUUACAUCCUUGCUGACCAGUGGCUCCAGUUCGACCGUUUCAAAUCAGCCAGCCAUCACGAUGAAGAGUCCCACAGAUGCUGCUUUCAUGUCCCGACCUAUUAGUGGACCUCCAGCCAGUGAGGCACUCGCGCCAAGUACGCCCACUCUGGAACGGAGUCCGUCGCAGGCGGCACCUACACUCUCCAUGUUGCUGGAGAAGAACAAGGCGGCUGGUCGAGCCAACGAUGGCGGAAGCUUAUCUAAAACGGAGGGUUCAGAAGGCCAAGAGCAGACAUUAGUAGAUGAGACCACUUCAGCGAACACUGGGACAGCGGAUUCAGACGAGGCCGAUCCCAACGAAGACCAGUUGCUGGAGGUGUUUCCAAACAUUGACGAAAUAAUCGAUGACAUCGACAUAGAUAUGGCCGGUGUCAUUGAUGAUGAGAUCCUUAAAGAUGUGGACGAUGUGGUGGCUUCGCCUUCGAACAAUAAAACUGAAGGCAUUGACUUUGAGGACAAGUUGGAUGCACUGAAGCGGGAACAAAGUAAAAGUUCACCAAGCAACGAUAAACCGAAGUCCGUCGAAUUAGUAAUAGGCUCCAGUGAUGACUCAAACGAUAAUAUACCCUUGGCUGCUGUGGCUUCACAGGAGAGCAAAGAUCGUGGUCAGUCGGGAGGUGAAUCCACUCGGGGCACAGAUGAUGCGGAGUCGGAACCUUUGGCCAGCGAGGUGGCGGUGGAAGAGAUAGGUGAGACCAUCACAAUUAUCAGCACUUCCAGUGAGGACACUGCUGGAUCGCCACCUUCAAAAGUUGAUGAGGAAACGGGCACUAAUUCUCUCAAAAAAGAGGAAGUCAAGGAUGAGCAAUCCGAACAAGAAAUCAACUUGAAGAGCAAAGAUAAAACAAGAGAAACCACAGUAGAACCAGAAACUAUGGAUAAGCAAGCCACUGCAGAAGCUCAAAGCAAACCCAACAAGGAGAAUAUAGAGAAACCUUCCACAAUGGAGGAAAAGGUUGCCACUCCUUCAACACCUGCAUCUGCUCCUGUUCCUGGAUCCUUACACGAUACCGAUGAGGAGUCUUCUUCGUUAACCGACAGCAGCAAACAGGAGGACCAACCGAGAAGUGCAAAAGCCAAGCAGCCAACAUCGAAAUUGGCUCUAGAUGAUUCCAAAUCGGAUCUGGAGUUGAGUGGAACACCACAACCUCCCUCAGCACCAGCUCGCACUCCACUGUUACGUAAACUACCACAUAGGGAUCGGUCGGAAAGUCCAAUGGUGGAUGAUGACGCCACUACUGCUAGCGAUCACUCCACAGCCAGAUCCACCCGUCGCAGAUGCUCCUCCACACCCGUAAUCGACAGCAUACCCAACUCACCCGCCUCCAGCGAGCAUACGGAUGAUCGGCGAGAGACGCGAGCCGCCUCAAAGAAGCUCUUUCUGUCCAUUUAUGCCAUGCUGCAGGAUAGUAAGCAUGCAGCUCCCUUCAAGCGUCCCUUUCAUGACGAGCACGCGCAGCGGCACGCGGAUCUGUGCCUACGUCCCAUGGAUUUUCCCACGAUUAAGCGAAACAUCGACUCCGGAUUUAUUCGUAGUUUAAGCGAGCUGCACAGGGAUGUCCUGCUAAUGGCCCACAAUGUUUUGGUGGCCUACAAGCCCCAUACCAAUCAGCAUAAGACGGCGCGUUUAUUCGUGCACGACUGUCAGGCGAUCAAGGAGUUUUCACAAAUACCGGACACGCAGGCUGUAGGAAUCACAGCCACGCCGACGAACAAUACUGGAAGCUCCCGGGCGGAGAAAUCAAGUGGAAGCAAGGCCAGGAGUGGUUCGCGAAAGAGCCAAAGGCAUCAUUAGAUUUAAGUUACUUUAACUUGAUAAACUUAAAGGUGGGCCAAGCUAUUCAGUUUUAUAGAUUAAAUAUGCCCUAAGAAGAUUUCACACUGGAAUAGAUUCCCCUCACUGCAGCACAAUUUAGGAGUUUUCAUUAUAUUUUAUCGAUUAAUACGAUGUUUUUCUACUAGAUAAAAACAUUUUAUUUUGGUACUUCUUAACUAACUCACAAACUAUCAUCAACAAUAAACAUCAAUCGAAGAAUAUGA